CGGACGGAGGGGGCCAUGGGCCGCGCGGCCCCGCGCGCCGCCUCCGCGCUGCUCCCGCUGGUGCUGCUGCUCCUGCUGCGCGCCGAGCGGCCGCGCGCCGCCGAGCUCACCUUCGAGCUGCCGGACAACGCCAAGCAGUGCUUCCACGAGGACGUGGAGCAGGGCGUGAAGUUCUCGCUGGAUUACCAGGUCAUCGCCGGAGGCCACUACGACGUGGACUGCCACGUGGAGGACCCCCUGGGGAACACCAUCUACAGGGAGACCAAGAAGCAGUACGACAGCUUCACGCACCAGGCCGAGGUCAAGGGCGUCUAUCAGUUUUGCUUCAGCAAUGAAUUCUCCACCUUUUCUCACAAGACCGUCUACUUCGACUUCCAAGUGGGCGACGAGCCCCCCAUCCUCCCGGACAUGGGGAACAAGGUCACAGCUCUCACCCAGAUGGAGUCCGCCUGCGUGACCAUCCACGAGGCCCUGAAGACCGUGAUUGACUCACAGACCCACUACCGGCUCCGCGAGGCCCAGGACCGGGCCCGAGCCGAGGACCUCAACAGCCGCGUGUCCUACUGGUCCGUGGGCGAGACCAUCGCCCUGUUCGUGGUCAGCCUCAGCCAGGUGCUGCUGCUGAAGAGCUUCUUCACCGAGCGGCGCCCCCUCACCAGGGCCGUCCACUCCUAGCGCCGCGGCCGGGCCCCUGGGGUGCAGCCUGGUGUGGGGGCAGGGGGUGGGGAGGGAACCCGCCUUCUGUGCAGGGCCCUGGACCUCGGCCUCAAGGCCUCACACCCCGCCGUGUGCCUGCGUGCCAUACCGGUGUUGGCAGUGAGCCCAGACCCUGCCGGUGGGAGGGGCCUCUCGUGCCCAGGCCUCCGGCCAGCUUAGGGCCCUUACUGCCCUGCGGGAGGCCUCUGGUGUGGGCGGCUUCUCCCGGUGGGCAGAGACAGGUGCGCUGGGUGCUCGCCCUGCCUCCCUGGGGCACCUCUGGCCCUGGAGCACCUCUGGCCCUGGAGCAGCUGUACGUGCCAAUAGUGGUGCGUGCACUCCUUGGGGAAGGACCCUGCUGGUGACUGGGGGCCCUCGGGCGGCUCCGCCCCUCCUGGGGUGGGAGUGUGGCUAAUAAAACGGAAGCAUGAGCGGCCUGGA
Lepus europaeus (European hare) is the source of this 1137-nucleotide messenger RNA. RefSeq names its product transmembrane p24 trafficking protein 3 (gene TMED3). The record is from RefSeq and is a predicted model, not a curated record. NCBI's taxonomy places the organism in Eukaryota, Metazoa, Chordata, Mammalia, Lagomorpha, Leporidae. Bases 16 to 675 code for a protein of 219 amino acids. Gene Ontology annotation, biological process: endoplasmic reticulum to Golgi vesicle-mediated transport; intracellular protein transport; Golgi organization. Gene Ontology annotation, cellular component: endoplasmic reticulum-Golgi intermediate compartment; endoplasmic reticulum; Golgi apparatus. The transcript is spliced from 3 exons.